UGUGAGCUGCGCAUGUCAAAGUUCAUCUUUCAUGAAAUCAAUAAUAAUCAACUACAUCAACGAUGGCCGUACGCGACUACUUCCGGAAUUUUUAUCUGAUGAGCUGGAAGAACUACAAGCUGCAGGUGGGCAAUCCGCUCCAGCUGAUGUUCAUCCUUCUGUGCCCACCUGCGAUCGUUUGUAUCGCGGUACUGCUAAGGUUUCUUAUCCCGACAAUAAUUCGCACGGACACGAUCUACGAUCCCAUUGAUCUGCAUAGAUGUUGGCUCGAGAUGUUGGAAAAGUUGGAGAGGGCGCGUAAGGUGGCCGAUAGCCACAAGAUUACGCGGAAUCCGUUCACGCCUGAUCUGGUCAUUGGCUGGGCCCCGAAUGAUUACAAUGUCUUCCAGAUGGUAAUGGAAAAGGCACAGGUGAACUUCGAGCCAAUGAAAUUGGUCAGUUUCCAGAAUUGUGCUCAGUUGCGCCAGAGGAUGUUAAAGGACUCCAUGUUCGCGGGCAUCUGCAUGGAUGGUAAUAAUUUUGAGAAGUAUUACGAUUUAAGAGACGAGAACCCGGGGAACAAUAUGUUCAUACCUCCACAAUUUGAUUACUCUAUCAUCAUGCCCAGCGAGCUGAGGCAGAUUGAUGGCGACUUUCGUCGGGCCAACUGGUACACCCUGUACCCAAGAGAUCCGCAGGCCAUUACCCUUGACCGCCUCCAGCAGUCGUACGAGGGCGGAUUUGUGGGUUAUGUUCGCGAGGGAUUUAUCCUUAUGCAGAAGCACAUCUCCGAGUCUUUCCUGAAAACCAUCGUCCAUCCGAUUAUCCCAGAUAUAGUGCUACGCCGGUUUCCGAUCUUGGGUUCGAGAGAGGAUCCACUAAUGGACGAGAUGGAAGACUGUCUGUCACUACUCAUCCUGGUCGGCUUUCUGUUUCCCUCCCUGAUCUUCGUUUGGGAAAUAGUGAAAGAGAAGCAGACGAACAUGCGCUUCUUCUUGGUCAAUAUGAGCAUUGGCAAUUUGGUUCAAUUUUUAUCUUGGUACACCACGGUCCUGGUAUGCUUCAUAAUAAGCAGCUUAUUCAUUAUAGUCCUUUUGAAGGUGCCCUGGAACCUACAGGACCCAGUGCUGAAGCAAACGCCCUGGUACAUCAUCUUAUUGGCGCUAGUCUCAUAUAGCACCGUAGCGGUUUCCUACGUGGUCAUGUUGGCAUCGUUCUUCACCGACCCUCACACUGCCGUUCGAGUGGCCACAAUCGUAUGGAUUGCCUUCAAUAUGCCUAAUUUUGUGCUAUGGAACAGCAUGACGGAGACGGCUUGGGCAUUCCGAUACGUAACCUACUUGAUCCCCAAUGUAGUGUUAUUCGCGGUUUUCCAGUGCAUAAUCGAUCGCGAGCCGAUCAUUCAUGCUAGCUUUGAGUCUAAUACGCACAAUUACAAUCAUCGCAAAUGUGACCUACCAGUGUACACUGGCAUUUGGAUAUUUACGGUUACCUCUUUGAUUUACUGCGGCAUCGGCCUUUACAUGGACAUAUGGCGCAUGGGCGAGCGCUCGGCGAAGAGAAUAAACAAGGAGGAGGCCAGGGCAAAUAAUAUCCCCGAAGACCAGUAUCAGGAUUAUACAGAAAAUGCCAACAAUCAGGUGCGGGGCAUUGACGUUAAUUCCACAAAAAUCUACGAGGUUGAGCCGUCGAAUCGGCUCUUCAAGCUGAAGAUCAAGAAGCUGUGCAAACGCUUCGGGCCCAAGUAUCGACCGGCCUUGAAUUUCUUCACAUGGAAUGUUUAUGAGAACGAGGUCACCGUUCUGAUGGGCCACAAUGGCUGUGGGAAAAGCACCCUUCUUAAAAUACUGGCCGGUCUGAUAGAGCCCAGCCGCGGCAGUGUCACGGUCGCCAACUACGAUAUGCUGACAGAGAGGAAGGCGGCUUGCAUGGAGCUGGGCCUCGCUCUCGAUACCAAAAUGCUGAUCACUGGACUGACCGUCCUCGAUCACUUGCGUUUCAUUUGCCGGGUGAAGGGCAUGAACAGUAAGCCGGAUAUAGACGGACAUGUGAGCUACUUCAUGAAUGCCCUGCAAAUCGAUCAUCUGAAGAACCAGCGACUAAAGAAUCUUAUGCCCAGGCACUUGGUUCUGGUCAGCAUUUGCUGUGCCUUUGUGGGCAACAGCAGCAUUAUCCUAAUAGACGACAUAUAUUCGGAUCUGGACAACCCCACGAAGGAGCUGAUCUGGGCCCUGAUCAACGAAGAGAAGUCCUACCGCACUAUUAUCGUUGUGGUCAAUACGACGACGCUCGCCGAGAAUAUUGCCGAUCGAAUGGCAAUUAUGUCGAACGGAGAACUGAAGUGUACCGGCACUAAACCUUUUCUGAAAAAUAUGUACGGACAUGGCUUUCGAUUGAUUUGUAUGAAGGGCAAGAACUGUAACAUUGAGGAGCUGAUUGCCCUGAUGAACAGGCAUUUGCCUAACUUGACCAUCGAGUCGAACUUUGGCUUUAAGGUCAACUUCAUUUUGGAGAACAAGGAUGAGGAUCAAUUUCCGGGACUGAUCGACGACCUGGAGCAGAACAUGGAGCGCCUGGAUUUGGUCAGUUUUCGUAUCCGGGACACCUCCACGGAGGAGAUCUUUUUACGCUUCGGAUGCGAUGAAGAGGACCAGAUGGGCGGAACCCUAGGCUGGCAGGAUAAUCCGAAUGUGCUCAUUGAUAAAUAUUUUGCGACCUCGGCCGAAGCCAAUCCUAAUAAGCGGGAAAGUAGAUGCGGGCUAUGGUGUCUGCACCUCAGAGCCGUAUUUUACAAACGACUAAUUAUUGACUUAAAACAUUGGAUUAUCAUACUCGUGGAGAUUCUUACCUUUUUAAUGGCUGCGCUUUGUGCCUUCUCUGGCGCUCUCAUCUAUGGCAAGCACUUUGAUCUGGUUCCGUUGACCUACAAUCUCACCCAGCUGUAUCACAUCAAAGCCUUCACUGAAAUCGUCAACGAUGAUAAUAUCAUGAAGGAAGUCCUCGCAAACUACAAGGACUCCCUGGACUGGUAUGACUCCCGGGUGACAAAUCUGGGCAGAAGUCAUGAUGGUGCAUACGCCCUGACGCACAGUUCCGAAUUCUCCCGCACCGUCAACAUGGCCUUCGACUUCGGGGCAACGUUCGACGACUCCCUGAUAACCGCCUGGUUCAAUGUCAUUCCCUUGCACAUGGCUCCCAUUAGCCUCAACCUUGUCCACAAUGCGCUAGCCAGACACUACCUGGACUCAGAGGCUAGAAUUGAUGUGACCCUGGAGACGCUUCCAUUCCAGUCGAAUAUCAACGUAUUUCCGCCUGGAACCCAAUCCUUUGCCAUCAUAAUGGCCUCCACAAUAUGUUUUGCGUUCUGCUUCAUAACUCCAGCGUAUGCCCUAACCGGCAUCCGAGAGCAAUCCGCUUACCAGAAACAACAGUUCCUAGCCGGAGCCCGGCGGUUCAGGUUUUGGGCAUUUACAAUCGGCUACGAUAUAUUUAUGCACCUUAUGUACAUUUUAGUUCUGAUGUUCAUGGUGGCCUGUUACGCUCAUCCAGAACACGACAUGGUCUUUUACAUGUUGCUGCUGCUGGGUAUUAUGAUGGCUGCAUUAUUGAAGAUUCUGCUUACGCACUUGAUAGCGAGCCAUUGUCGAAGUCCCAUCUAUGGAUUUAUAUUUGUGUCCCUUCUCAGCUGCGUGGGAUUUCUCAUGUUCGUAGGGAACAUUAGAAAUUGCAACCACGAGCUACCGAAUUCUCUGUGGAUACUCCACCAGUACGUGAGCGUGGUACUCAUUCUGAAGAUCUUUAGAGACUACGAAAGCAAGUUAUAUUGCUCUGAUCCAGUGGUGAGGUUCACCUCUACAAAGAUCUAUAACGGCAAUACAGUUCCCGAUUGCAACAAGUAUACUAACGAUGCACACGGCGUAGUCGGUAUCUUCCUUAUUUUGACGGCGUGGAUCGUUCUAAUCGGCUUUCUGCUAUUCAUCUCGGAGUUUCACAAGACAGAGGGCUUUUCCAAGUACCUGUCAUCUAAGGACAAAAUUCAGCCCACUUACGAUCGGGGACCUACUUCUGGCAGCAGUCAGGCUCAUGCUAAAAUAUCUGAUGAUCCAUCCGCUCUCAUCGAACGCCAGAAGGGCUCUAAUUUGUCACCAGAGGAACGCAGCCAGCAAGCUCUUGUGGCCGUGGGCCUGGUCAGCCAGUAUGGCAAGGUGAAGGUGCUCAAGGGUUUUAACCUUACGUUGGCCAAAGGCGAAUGCCUCAACAUUGCCGGAUUAAACGGUUCGGGCAGGACAACGCUGCUGAAGCUCAUGGUGCGCGAGGCGAAGCUGAAGAGCGGCCAGAUAUGGAUCCAAGGCCACUCGAUACGCCGCGAACGGAGCAAGACCUACCGCAUGGUGGGAUACUGUCCACAGUGCGAAAAUCUGCCCCCCGAGUUAACGCCGCGGCAGCUGCUUUACAUCCAGGCCCUUUUCCACGGCCAUGCAAAGGCUGCCGCCGAUGAGGUCACAGAAGCACUGAUCCGGAUGCUGGGAUUAUACCAGUGCAGCAACCGAUCGACGCGCCUUUGCACCGCCGGCGAGGAGCGUCGCCUGUACUAUGCCUUCGCCAUUCUCACUAGCCCGCAGCUCGUCUGCGUGGACGGUGUUCCCGCGGGUCUGGACCCCAUUGGGAAGCGUGUCAUCCUCACGGUGACCACUAUCAUGCAGUCGAUGGGCUGCGCCUUCCUCUACACCAGCCUGCCUGUCCUGGACGCGGAGCGACUGUGUGUGCGUCCGACGGUCCUGUUCGAUGGCGAACUGUGGACGAUCCGUUCCAUCGAGAAUGAAAACAAAACCUACAAGACCGGCUACCGCCUGGAGGUGCGGUUUAAGCGCAAGGUCAAUCCCAAUCUCAGCAUGUCGCGGUCCACCUGGAACCGGAUUAACCACUUCCCCCUGUCGCCCCAUAGGAAGUUUAGCGCCUUCAUGGAGAUCAAGUUCCCGACCGCCGUGCUCAGGAGUGAGGAUGAUACCACAAUGGUGUUUUAUUUUGAUGUGGCGUCGACCACAUUCUCCACGAUCCUAUUGACAAUUCGGAGAGAUGCAUUUGAAAUGAACAUUGAGGAUUACUACAUCACCCGCAAUAUGACCAUAACACACUUUGCAAAUAGAUAAAUCAAAACCUAUAAACAGGACACAUUAAGAGUCUGUGACAAAAUUGAGUUGUGUAUGAGUACAAAUCGUUUUGAAAUUUGGCACAUGUUCAA
This is a messenger RNA of Drosophila kikkawai, 5221 nucleotides long. RefSeq names its product phospholipid-transporting ATPase ABCA3-like. Gene Ontology annotation, cellular component: intracellular membrane-bounded organelle; membrane. Gene Ontology annotation, biological process: transmembrane transport; lipid transport. The record is from RefSeq and is a predicted model, not a curated record. NCBI's taxonomy places the organism in Eukaryota, Metazoa, Arthropoda, Insecta, Diptera, Drosophilidae. Gene Ontology annotation, molecular function: ABC-type transporter activity; ATP hydrolysis activity; ATP binding.